Molecule: messenger RNA, 1024 nt
Organism: Homarus americanus (American lobster)
Lineage: Eukaryota; Metazoa; Arthropoda; Malacostraca; Decapoda; Nephropidae
Product: ionotropic receptor 93a-like
Exons: 6
Coding region: 14-1024 (336 amino acids)
Cellular component (GO): membrane
Molecular function (GO): ligand-gated monoatomic ion channel activity
Source: RefSeq, a predicted model, not a curated record
CACGUGGACGGGGAUGGUGGGGGAGCUGUGGCGGGGUGAGGCGGACUUCUCCCUCCGUCUAUUCUGGUCGGCGGCGAGAAAGGAGGCCAUAGACUUCACCCGCGCCUACAUCUUCGAGCCCUUUGUCAUGAUCACCCGCAAGCCUGGGCCCCUCCCCCAGCACCUGGCCCCCAUCAAGCCCUUCACAGGCGAUAUCUGGAUAGCCCUGGUUGUGACCACGACGCUAGCUGGUGCCAUACUGUGGGGGGCGCAGAGGGCGUGGUCACGGUUCUCUGGGGGACGCGGCUUGGAUGCAGUCUCUGCCUUCCUAUACAUCUUGGGCAUGCUAUUGGCGGAGCCCACCGACGCCCUGCCCACUAACAUCACUGCCCAGAUGCUGGUGGGGUCGUGGUGGGUGUUCUGCGUGGUGGUGGUGGCCAUGUACCGCGGGUCCCUCAUCGCCCACCUCACCGCGCCCGUCAACCCGUCGCCCAUCGACACCCUGGACCAGCUGCUGGAGGUUGAGGGCGCCACCUGGGGCCUGGAGGGUGGGCACGGGGUCGGCUGGGACUGGUUCAAGUACAACACCAACCCGAAGGUGCAGCACAUGUUCACCACCAUGCAGGUGACGCCGCGGGAGGAGCAGCUGGCGCGGGUGUUGGGUGGUCAGCACGCCUUCUUCACUUGGAAGUACUACAUCAAGAUGGUGGUCGCCCUCCACCACACUGACAUCUACGGCCACACACCCCUCCACAUCAGCAAGCAGGAGUUUAUCUCAGGCCAGAGUGGCUGGGGCGUCAGGAUCAUCGGACGCCUGGUGGAGACGGGCCUCAUCGAUCACUGGUUGGAGGAGCUCUUCGGAGGCUUCCUGGCCAGGAUACGAAGGCCCGACGGACUAAAGGAGGCGGCGACGAAGACCUGCACCCUCUGCACAAGGAACUACGAUGUACCCUGCUCCCAUUAUCAAGAUACCCAACGCCCGAACGUCCAUUCGACACAGUACCGUCGACUUAUUGCAACUGUAAAGAAAGCAUCAAGGCUCUAG